Mesocestoides corti is the source of this 1134-nucleotide messenger RNA. Lineage: Eukaryota; Metazoa; Platyhelminthes; Cestoda; Cyclophyllidea; Mesocestoididae. The record is from the annotation of a GenBank genome assembly.
AUGAAAAUUACGGCAAAUGAGCGCAUCAGUAUUGUACCCCAGUCCUCGGAAAGUGUUUUCCAAUUGCGAUUCGACCCAGUCAUCAAAGACGACGGGGGAGAGUACCGUUGUGUGUACAACCACGAAACUGGCGUCAAGUACAAGGUCGUCGUCGUUAACAUUCAAGUUCGACCCAAGGUCAAUAUCGACCCACAAGGAGAGGUGGAGUUGUUGGAGGGACAAAGCGCCUUUCUUGUUUGCAACGCAUCAGGAACGCCUUAUCCGCAGAUUCGUUGGUGGAUGCUACCACUCGCCACCUACCAACGUCGAUAUUCUCUUCGAAGGAGGGGCACCUAUGAAGAGAGCCACGUCACGUUGACGUUUCCCACCACCCCCGUGUACCAUCAGUUUCAUCCACGCUACCAAAGCCCUCCAUUGGUUCAAAGUACUCAACACCUUCUCCUCAUUCCUCUGCAUGAUAUCGCUGCCAAGUACAAACAAAGCAUCUUUGUACGACGUGGACGCUUGAUCAUCAGUUCUGUCAAUCGGGAUUUGGUAGGCUGGUAUUUUUGUGAAGCGUACAAUUCAGUUAGGCCUUCAGCAAUGGCGCACUCACUCCUGACUGUUCACUACCCACCAAGAGUGUUUCUGCCCCAAAGAGAAGUCUUUUUUGCGCCUUUUGGCAAUGUUAGUUUGGUGUGCGAAUUCCAGGCAUUCCCAUUGGCUGAAGUUGAGUGGGCUCUAGAUGGUCGAAAUCUCAACGCCGUGCCCUGCGACAGCCCACAAUAUCGACCAUCCACCUGGUGCACUGAGAAGACAAUUGACGAAGUAAUCUACCAAAAUGGGGAUGAGACCAAUUACGGAUUUGACGAUUCACUCAGCUUGCCUGAUCUUCACAAUUCCAAGGUGGAGGAGGUGUCGUCGAGGUCGCUUGAAAGACAUCGCACCUUCAACUUGACCCAGUCACUUCAUGACUUGACCCUCUAUGGUCGGCGAGUGAAGGCUGUGCUCCAUGUUUGGGUAACGGAGGCAGGACAUUUUGGGAGGUAUAGCUGUCGAAUGCGGACGAGACAUGGUCUUGCGGAGGGUUUUAUUCGACUUCGAAAUAAGGGUAACUCAUUGUCCUUUCUAAGCACACAUUCACGCCUCAUUUAA